Stylonychia lemnae is the source of this 621-nucleotide messenger RNA. The record is from the annotation of a GenBank genome assembly. Lineage: Eukaryota; Ciliophora; Spirotrichea; Sporadotrichida; Oxytrichidae.
AUGGGAAACAGAACUGGUUGCGGGAUGUUCGAGGGGACUCGAGUGAAAAAUGAUAAGUAUUGGAUCAAAGAAUUUUCAGACAUAGAAAAUAGAACAGUAAAAGAGCUCUACUACUAAAUGAAGGUUAUAAGAAAAGAAAUCGAUAUGGCUGAAUUUAAAAGAUUACUUCACAUGGCAAUUACUAACUUUAGAAGAACUAAAAAGCUGACCGAUAAUUUGGAAUUCCUUUAUGACUACAUCCAGGUUAUCAUUGAUAGAGAUAUAAGUAAUGCCAUCAAGUUUAGGAUUUCAAUGGAAGAAUUCUACAUGCUUUGGCAUUAGGAUGAACAAGGUAUUGAAUUUCAAAGUUCUGAUACUGCUAUUUUAGCAACUAGGAAGGAUAAAGGUGGAUUAUCAUGCCUUGAAUGUCUCGUGUGUCCACCGAGGAAAGGACUUAAUUCUAAGAUAGAAAACACUAUGCAUCCAAAUGUUAGAGACAUUAAGAGAGGCCCUUAAACUUAGAGAGAAUUUUAUACAGAGCCUUAAGAAUAACUAAUAGAAUAAGAAGAAGUAUUAGUGAAUAAUAAUGGUGUAUUGCCUAAAAGAAAAUUCUCUGAGGAUGAUCUUAAAUACUACUCAUGA